Molecule: messenger RNA, 639 nt
Organism: Linnemannia hyalina
Lineage: Eukaryota; Fungi; Mortierellomycota; Mortierellomycetes; Mortierellales; Mortierellaceae
Source: the annotation of a GenBank genome assembly
AUGUCGAUCCACACAGCAGCAUUGGAGGGCCAGUUUGGCUUGGUCAAGCAAUUGCUCGAGCAGGACAAGGCUGCCCUCACUAGCAAGGACGAGGACGAAAGACAGCCUUUGCACUGGGCUGUGUCUGGCAAGCGAUUGGAUAUUGUUGAGUAUUUGAUCCAACUGGGCGCGCCUGUGAAUGAACAGGACGAGGUGACCUCCGUUGGUAACGUCGAUAUCACGACACUUCUCUUGAACAAAGGUGCCAAUGUCAAUGCAAAGACAGAAACCGGCACCACGCCACUGCACUAUGCAUCUUCCAAGAACCAUUUGGAUGUGGCUCGGAUCCUUCUCGACAAGGGUGCUGAUCCCAAGCUGGAUGACGACAACAAGCAAACACCACUCCAUCGCGCGGCAGUGCGCGGAUACACGCCCUUGACAAAGCUCUUGAUCGAGAAGAGAUCCCGGAUCAACACUCCAGACACUGUGCGCAACACACCCUUGCAUUUGGCAUGCCAGGAUGAGCAUGGCGAGACGGCGUUGGCGUUGUUGGAGGCAGGUGCGGAUCUUGAUAGACAGAACGGCGAGGGCCAGACCCCGUUCGACUAUUGCAGCGUGAACCUCAAGGCUUUCCUUAAGCGUCAUGGCUACGAGGCAUAG